GUGCUGCCCCCAAAUGAGAUCCCAAAGCCCAUUAAACCCCCAACUUACCAGGUACUGGAAUAUGGAGAGGCUGUGGCCCAGUACAACUUCAAGGGAGAUCUGGAGGUGGAGCUAUCCUUCCGAAAGGGGGAGCGUAUUUGCCUGAUAAGGAAGGUGGAUGAAAACUGGUACGAGGGACGCAUCUCAGGGACUGGACGACAGGGCAUCUUCCCUGCCAACUACGUCCAAGUCUCCAAAGAACCCAGGCUCAAGGUCUGCGAAGAUGGUCCUGCCCCCACGCACCUGACCCUGGCCGGCUCCCAAGUUCCUGGGUCCCCACGCCUGGGCACUUCUCACCUGGCAAGGCCACCUGGUUCUCCCUCUGCACCCCAAAACACAGUCGACAUCACCGACUGGGGGGGCCGAACAUCUCCCUAUCGCACCUUUCGUUCCAGCACCCAGGAACCUUCCCCAAGGACCUCUCCGUCCAGACCUCAAACCCAGGGUCUUGGUGCCUCUAGGACAUUACCACACCACCAUGGGGGUCCCAGCUCUCACCAAGACCCUUCUUCCCCUUCCUCCUCCGGAUCCUCUAAUAUUCACUGGACCCCGUACCGGGCAGUAUAUCGGUACUGGCCCCAGAAUGAAGAUGAAUUGGAGCUUCGUGAAGGAGACCAGGUGGAUGUCAUGCAGCAGUGUGAUGAUGGCUGGUUUGUGGGUAUGAUGAGCCCUGGGCCGGGAACGGGAAGGUGGCUUGGGGUGGACCUGGAGGGACUGGGACCAGCCCUCAUUUGUAGCAGCUGCUGCCAACACCCUGGGCCAAGGCCACUCACUGCCAGGCAGGUGACAGAAGGUCUUGUAUUUCUGUAACAUCUUUAUUUUU
Molecule: messenger RNA, 862 nt
Organism: Gracilinanus agilis (Agile Gracile Mouse Opossum)
Lineage: Eukaryota; Metazoa; Chordata; Mammalia; Didelphimorphia; Didelphidae
Product: vinexin-like
Exons: 4
Molecular function (GO): protein binding
Source: RefSeq, a predicted model, not a curated record